GGGACACACCCUUACACUCGGAACGGAAGUCCCACAUCACAACGUUCAUGUCUGGCACGCUGUUCACCUAGCGUCCGUUCGUUUCAGAUCGGGUGGCGUUCGACAGCGCACCCCGCGAGUCACUUUCUGCCUGCGAUCGUCCCGCGAGGCUCGAUUCCGCCUGCACCUGCCUGCGAGCCUCGGUGUGAGGCUCGCGCGAAAUUCGCGUGAGCGGUGGGUUGUAGCGGAACUCACGCCUGCUCGCGCGGGUUGGCGAAAAUUUCGUGCACGGCGGGUGGUAGCGAGCAGCAAUGGCGGUGACGGCGGCAAAUCUGUCGACGUUCGGCGGCAUCGCGACGGUGUCGCUGGUGCACUCGCUCAUCCCCACGCACUGGCUGCCGUUCAGCGUCGUCGGCCGCGUGCAGAAAUGGACGAUUCAUCAGACGCUCUCAAUCACUGCACUGGGGGCGUUCCUGCACGUGCUAUCGACCUCCAUCCUCGGCUUCACAGCAGUCACCAUGGCGCACACCCUGGCAGGCGAGGAGGCCGUGGAGGCCAUCGCCUCGCUCCUCCUGCUGCUCCUCGGCGCCUGCUACAUCGCACUCUUCCUCCUCACCCGGGGCAAACCCUCCCACUCCCACUGCCACGGACACUCCCACCUCCCAACCACCAUGGCUGCUGCAGCCGCUGCCACUGCUGCCGCCACAGGUACCAGCUCCCCUGGCGGCGCUGCUGCUGCUUCCUCUAAGAGUGCCACGGCUAGUGGGAAACCCGAGGGGAUGGAGCGGAUUGCAGUGCUGGGGUUGGUGCUGGUGCCCGCGCUCUCACCGUGCGCCACCACCCUCCCGGUGUUUCUGGCGAUCAGUGACGCGUCGAUUGGGACCAUGGCGAUAGCCGUGGCCGUGCUGCUGGCGUGCACGCUGUUUGUCAUGCUCACGUUGGUGGCCCUCUCGUUCUACGGCGCGUCUCAGGUGAAGUUUGGGUGGCUGGAGCGGUAUGAGAAGCUGGUGGUGGGCGUGAUCCUGUGCGCCGUGGGCAUUCUCACGCACCUAUUCCACCACCACGACCACCCCCACGGGCAUUCCCACGCGGGGCACCACCAUGCUUCUAUGUUCACUCCGGGUCAUACGGACAUCAUCACCGCCGGCACCAUGCUCAGCCACCACCACUGAGUGAACCACAGGCAUGUUGACUCACCUCUUCCACCAUCGCGACCACCCCCACGGGCAUUUAGAGGGUCAUGCAGGUCACAUGGGGCAUCAUCAUGCUUAUAUGUUCACUCCGGGUCAUACGGACUUCAUCACAGCCGGCACCAUGCUCAGCCACCACCAUUGAACCAUGUGGAAAGCCAUGUCGAAACUACCGCUCUGCUGGCACGCGCACAUGCCUCUGGAGAGGGGCGUGCAUGAUGUACACUUCAUACGUGCUAAUACAUAUACCGUUACGGCUAGUUCUUUACCAGGAGGUACAAGCUGGACCUCCACACCACACUGAACCAAGUGUCAAACAUGUGUAUUUGUCAUGUUUGUAUAGACUGUAUAGGGUCACCUCUUAGAGGGUACAACACUUAGGUAUAUCUGUUUGUUCUCUCGCUCUACC
Messenger RNA from Closterium sp. NIES-67, 1578 nucleotides. The record is from the annotation of a GenBank genome assembly. NCBI's taxonomy places the organism in Eukaryota, Viridiplantae, Streptophyta, Zygnematophyceae, Desmidiales, Closteriaceae.